Molecule: messenger RNA, 2115 nt
Organism: Acaulospora colombiana
Lineage: Eukaryota; Fungi; Glomeromycota; Glomeromycetes; Diversisporales; Acaulosporaceae
Source: the annotation of a GenBank genome assembly
AUGGCGGUUUCUUCCUCCAUUUCGAUCUCCUCAAGGGUAGCGUCUCUCCCAGCCCCAUGUUUGCUCUCUAUAUUUAAAAAUUUCACAGCGGAAAAGUAUUCGAAGGAUCUCGGGACGCAAAGAAACCUUGUGUUGGUCAACCGACACUGGUGUGGCAUUCUCACACCUGAGUUGUGGAGAGAUCCUUUUGGAUAUACCGAGAAGAAAAACGAUCAACAUGUAAAGUUGAUCGAUACUUAUUUCAAGUGUUUGCCAAAGGAUGUUGGGCAAAAGAUAAUCGAAGAGAUAUUGGAAGCGUUAAAUUCCAAUCUUGCUGACGUUGACAAUGGUUCCAUUGAUGAUAGCUCUUCCGAUAACUCAAGCAACAGUAGUGGCAAGGUUGCAGCGAAUAGGAAUCUAAAGCCGGUGUUUUAUUAUCAUAAAUAUCUCCGCAAUCUCCAGCUUGAUGAGAUAUACCUGAGCGUUUCGAAAUGGUAUAAAAAGAAUGUAUCAAAGAAGGUCGUUUCGGCGUCCACUAAAGGUUCUCAAAAGCUCUACCUGUACCGAAUGAUCCUUCAGAAUUUCGUCUCCCAUUCUUCGAACAUCAAAGACCUUACUCUCACCGGCGCAAGAGAGUAUCCUUAUGUCAAUAUUUAUGAUCUGCCUCAAGCGGAGUCCACGUUGUCGUCUAUCAGGUUUUUAAGGUUGGAUGUGAGCUCUUUACCUCCGGGAAUGGAUAAAAUGCUUCGUGAGGUUAUCUUCUCUUCGUCAUAUUUUUCCACUCAUAUUCAAGAAUUGAAGAUUAAUUUGAAUGCGGAAGGCGAUAUGAGCGGGACGGUCGAACAACUCGCCAGACUCAUAGAAUCGCAAAGGGAAUUAAAGAAGAUUUCAAUCGAAUGUUUUGAGAUGGAUUUUCAAAUAAUAUGGAAGAGCGUGGUCAAUCGUCAUCAGGGCAAUCUGGUGAAACUGAACUUGGAAUGCAUGGACUUCCAAGAAGAAUUACCUUUCCGACUGGAUUCCUUGAAAGCGUUCAGAAAUUUGGAAGUCUUAAAGAUAACACAAUGCGAGAAUUUUGAUUUUGAUGAGAACGAGAUUAAGGAUGACGCCGAUGCAUUUAAGAAGAUAAGGAAGCUCAAGCUUAGGUAUUGUACCGGAAUUCCUACGAUGUUCAUGAAAGUUCUACUACAAAGAGCAGGAAACAAUUUGAAAGACCUCAAGGUCAACGGCCUUACAUGCUUUGCGGAAAUAUUACAAUGGUGUACCAUGUAUUGUCAUGGACUGAAAAAUAUCGAGACGACAUUAGACAAACAACAUUCAGAACUUUUUAUCGGUCUGAUGAGGGUCAAUAAGGACCUGAGAGAUAUAUCGAUAGAUGAUAUUGUGUACAUGGAAUCUUUGAAUGGUUCGACGUCUACGAAUCGCAAUUUCAUUGAAGACGAUGACGAUUUUUACUUUGGGGGAUAUAGUCAAAGAGAUUCGAGGAUACGAGAAAUUGAUGACGGAGAGACGGAGGAUGGAAACGAUUUCUUGGAAAAAAUGGCGACAGUGGUUCCUCCUUAUCUGCGAACUUUCCAUUUCAUCCUUGACUGGUGGUUCACUCCGAAAUCACUCGAGAUGCUACUGGAAAGGAUGAACGCCAAAUACCUUAAGUCUUUGGAUUUCUCGAGGUGCAGAACUUUUUCAGAAAAGCACUUGAACGUGGUGCUUAAAUAUUGUGGAGGGAGCUUAAAAAGGUUGAUUCUAUGCAUUAGUAAGAACAUAACGAGGGAGGGGUUAAGGAAUGCGAAGAGGAAAAUCGAUGAAAUUGAAUUUGUGGAGGACGAGGAAAAGUUUUGCGACGAAUAUUUGAGAGAUGUUCGAUAUGGUGAGGAGUUAGAUGAUACUUACUUGGAAUUUAGUCCCGAUCUUUUUGAAGACAGAAUGCUCGAGGAGGCACUCGGGUUUGGGACACAGCAUGUCUUCGGGCCUGAUUUAGAAGAAAUAGAUUUUGAAAACAUCACUAGUGAUUACUCUGAAGAAGAAGACAGCGAGGACAGCGACGAGGAGAGUAGUUAUGACUAUUCGGAUGAAGAUGAUUCGGGCGACGAUUACUCGGAUGAUGAUUGUCCUGACGAAUUUUCCGAUGAUGAUAUGUGA